Molecule: messenger RNA, 1947 nt
Organism: Cuscuta campestris
Lineage: Eukaryota; Viridiplantae; Streptophyta; Magnoliopsida; Solanales; Convolvulaceae
Source: the annotation of a GenBank genome assembly
GCAAGUUUUACAACUGCAUGCUUCCGGCAGGGUGAGAUUAUGAGAAAUUGAAAGUGAUUUUAGAGAGUACGACUUCCCUUGAGCAUCAACUCACUGAUAUGGAGCCAACAGUUGGAAAUGAUAAAAAGAAAGACUUGGAAACUUAUUUUGGAUGCAAAGGGCCUGAUAGAGUUGAAAUCCAUCCUCCUACCAUUGGAGUCACGAAGGGAAGGAAAAGGAGGAUUAAGAGUGGUGUGAAGAAGGGUCAAGAAAAACAAAAGCCCACUAGACGUUGUGGUUCAUGCAACAAAAUGACUACACAUGACAUCCGUAAUUGUCCAUUGAAAAACAACAGGAUGGCUCUCGAAAGGUUGGUCUUCCGGAGCGUUACAACUUGGGGUAUAACACAGCUCAGACGCUUUCUCUCUCCCAGGGAAUAGCAACUUUUAACGCAGCUCAAACGCAAGGAGAAUUGCAAAAUCAGCGACUCACUCUGUCAACAUAGCUCCAUGUUAGAAUUGAAGAACCACGGAUCUGGAUCAACGCCAACAGUUGGUCGGCCAGUGUAGCUCUGAACGAAGGCAAAUGAACGGCAACGGCCAAGGUCAGACCGACGCUGCUCCAGGUUGUUCUGCUUCAAUUCUAAUGCUCAAAUUAUAAUUUGGGAUUCCACAAAUUAUUGGUUUAGAACGUUCAAUCUGGAAUUUUUUUUGGAAUUUUGAUUAUUUGAUGCAAUUACAGUGCUAUAGAGAAGAUUAAUUGUUAUUGAAAAGUUCAUAUAUGCAAUCCAACAUAUGUUCUCUGUUGGAUUUGAUUUGAAAUCCGAUUUUUCAUAUACUCCGUAUGUUCUUGGAAUAGUUUUCAUUAUGUAGCAGUAAAUACUCAUCUCCAAUCUGUAGAAUUGCCCAAGCGGACUCAGAAUGAAAAAAAGCCUGCUAAUUACUCUAUAUUCUUUUUUUUUGUGAAAAAUAUUUUUCUGUUUCUAAUUACACCCACAGACCCAUCUAGACAGGUUGAUAGGAAUGGUGUCUCCCCAAUCUAAUUCAUUGAGGAACAUUCUUCAAAGAUGUACCCCUGUCAAAAGUCUGACACGAAAGUCUGGAAUUUGAACGAUUAAGGUUCGUGUGGUGUGUGACUCACUUUUCUCUGAUCAGCUGGAUUUAUCACUUUCACAAUGCCUAGAGGUUAGGUAUUUUCACCAUUUGAAUGCCCGUUCUUCCAUUUUUAUUUGUUUCUGGUGCGACACCAGUGCUCCCCAUGCGUCUCUUUAUUUAAUGGACUUUCAUAAGGUAUGCAAGAAUGGGCCAAGUUUACACACUUAUAGGUUAUUUUGUCUUUUUUAAUGUGUUUCUAUUGUUGUUGGUUUAGUCAAAUUUAUAUUCUAGCACGAAAAGUUUUUGCAAACCUGGUUGGGCAUGUUAGCACGGAAAGGCAAGUAUUGGUGAAGAACAUUUAUUGGGCUCAACUGUGUGCCAUAUGCUAGAGCUUUAGGAUUUAAGGUGUGUUUUUAGUCAAUAAUUUUGUAUGAGUAACUUUACAAAAUUGGUGGAUAACUCCAUUUCUCUUCAGAAUGCAUAUUACAGAGCAGCUAUUUCUCAAAGUAGUAUGCGGAUAGUGCUUCUUGGUCUUCAUUCAUUACCAAAGGAUCUAUUUGUAAAAAAUUAAACAAAAUGAGCAUGAUUGUAAGUUUUCAGCAGUAUGUGGAUAACACUACUUGGUCUCCAUUCAUGGUUUGUAUUAGCUAUCUCUGUAAGCAGUAUGUGGUAAGCACUGCUUGAUCUCCAUCCAUUCGUGUUAAGCUAUUUGUACAUUUUAAUUUGGAUUUAAAAAUUUCUUGAAUACAGAAUUGGGUUAAUUUAUAAAACUGAUCCUUAUCUUUGAUCCUCUAUGUUAGUAUGGAGUAUAUGAGUAGUUGACCAAUAUAAAUGGAUCCUUUAUAUAUUGAUUUAAUAUAAUUUCGAUAUGAAC